Molecule: messenger RNA, 1482 nt
Organism: Cynara cardunculus var. scolymus (artichoke)
Lineage: Eukaryota; Viridiplantae; Streptophyta; Magnoliopsida; Asterales; Asteraceae
Product: ELMO domain-containing protein A
Exons: 10
Coding region: 225-1097 (290 amino acids)
Source: RefSeq, a predicted model, not a curated record
AAGUACAUGUAAAGGGAUCGGGAGUCUCUGUUUGCUUGUGUUGGUCUAGGGAGAGAGAGAAGGGGAGAAACAGAGAAGGGUUUUCUUCGUCUCGUUUCUUACUCUUCCUCUACUUCCCUCCGUAUGUAUAUUCUUCUUGGAAUUUGAAUUGGGUUUCAAUCAAUCCACACCGAUACGCUUCUGUUUCUCCACGGCAUUAGUCAAAAUUAAGCAUUCAAGUACUAAUGACAUCAAGAACAAUGAGGAGAAGACUCCUUCAUGGGGAUGUUGAUGGUAAAAAGCGCGAGCAUUUAAUAACUGCGGAUUUGGAUGACUUGAAUGAACCUUUACUGGGAAAUGAUGAGGAAUACAAUCCUAAGCAAAUAGAGAAGCUUGAAGCUAUCAUUUACGACGAAAGAAGAAAAGAACGCCUCCACUGGACAUUACUAUUCUCUCAAUUAAUUUCAGAAUGGGCACAAUGGUUGGCAAAUAUUGUUCUUGGGUCUGGAUCAUUUAUUGCACGGCUCUGGACUUUGCCUUCAACAGCUGGAAGUGGACAGAUAAAGAAGUUUCUUCCACCAAUACUUAGUCCAUUGCAGGCGGCAAGACUCAGAAAUCUGCAGAAAAGAUUGGCGGUCCCUUUUGAUGGUUCCUGUGUUGAGCAUCAAGAUGCACUUAAGCAGUUGUGGAGGUUAGCUUAUCCGAAUAGGGAGCUUCCAGAACUUAAAUCAGAGCUUUGGAAAGAGAUGGGGUGGCAAGGAUCUGAUCCUUCUACAGACUUCAGGGGUGGAGGAUUCAUAUCUCUAGAGAAUCUUAUUUUCUUUGCCCAGAGAUAUCCGGAGGCUUUUCAAAACCUUCUGCUCAAAAAUGAAGGAAAUAGAGCUGAUUGGGAGUAUCCUUUUGCAGUAGCUGGCAUCAAUAUCUCUUUCAUGUUGGUGCAGAUGUUGAAUAUUCAAUCAGGAACACCAACAACUUCGUUAGGGGUGCGCUUCUUGCGAUUUCUGAGUCAUGAUGAAUCGGCCUUUGAUGAGCUUUUCUGUGUUGCCUUUAGGCUGAUGGAUGCUCAUUGGCUCACAAAGCGUGCUUCAUAUAUGGAAUUCAAUGGAGGUUACUGUUGAGCCAAUGCCAAUGACCCUUUGGGACAGGUGCCAAAGUUGUUGAUGAGUUUCUAGCAAGUAGUAAACCUAAAAGCGCAUUUGAAUUGUGUAGGAGGUUCUGAAGUCCACAAAAACGCAACUGGAAAGGGAACUUGCACUCGAAGAUGUGACAUGCGUGAAAGAUUUACCAUCAUACAAUCUAUUAAGACGAUGAAAAAGACGGUUUGAGCUAAGAUUUUACGUGAAUGUUAGCCAGUUGUAAAUUGAUUUACAAGUGUUACAUUAUGUAGGAGGCAGAUGCUAAAUUUCACAUCUGAAAAGAGAGGAUAGGAACAAGUAAAAGGUCGCUCUUUUCUUUACCUGUACAUCUUAAAAUGUGAUUGAAUUGAAAGUAGAACUUGUUUCU